This is a messenger RNA of Ruditapes philippinarum (Manila clam), 1591 nucleotides long. RefSeq lists its product as uncharacterized. The transcript is spliced from 10 exons. Bases 162 to 1451 code for a protein of 429 amino acids. NCBI's taxonomy places the organism in Eukaryota, Metazoa, Mollusca, Bivalvia, Venerida, Veneridae. The record is from RefSeq and is a predicted model, not a curated record.
AUUUAUAAAUAGAUAAACGAGUAGGUCGCAUGAUUUUCAGAAAAUCUAAAUCAUAAGAAUACCUUAAAAUAUCAUAAGUGCAUAUAAAAUAAAGGGAGCAAAAUGACAAUUUUCAGAUAGAUAUUCAUUGGAAGGUUAGGAAAGGAAGGAGAACAGGUGAAAUGGAAGUUGAGGAACGAUUGUUGUUCUUCAGUCAGGAGAUUACAAGAUGCAUCAAAGAACCAUCCGUCAUUUCUCAUCUCGAGGCAGAUUCAAUUAUACCUUCUGACGACUGUUCAAAGAUGAAGCAGAUAUUUAUAGCUGCCGAUCCUUUUAAAGCUAAUGAAAUGAUGAUCGACUGUCUUCGGAAAUCAUCUGCAAUGGGAAAAUGGAAAUCAUUACUGACCGCUUUAGAAAAUGCAGAAUAUGUCUACAUCAAGUCCUUACUGGAAACAGACGGCAAACCAAGUGUGAAAGAUGAACGCGAAAGGGCAAUUAUUCGAGUAUUCAUAUCCUACUUAGAGAAGACUAUUGAUGCAAUGGAUAUCGUUGCUGAGCUUUUUUCAAGAAAAGUUAUAAAUGACACGGAUGUCGAAUUAAUUCGUGCUCAAUAUCAGAAUAAAGGGAACACAUAUGCAACAAUUGUGCUUUUAGACAGAAUGCAAUGCAGACUGGCUCCAGGCGAAUGGUAUUAUCAAUUUCUCGAUGUAUUGGUUCAAAAGAACCUCAAACACAUUGUCAAAGAAAUCGAGCCAGACUUUUUGCAAUCCCCCGAACGAUUCCGAUUUUGUCAUGAAUCAGAAGUGAAUGAUAAAAAAGAUAUGCCUGUUGAGACCUCUGAAACGAAAGUACCUGUAUCAAUAAAGUACGAUGACAUUCAAGAACACGUUCUUACAGAGUAUUCUAGCGUAGCUACUGACAUGGCCAGUCAUUGCAUGGUUUCAGAAACAGACAAAAAUGACUAUGAAUCAUCUUCCAGUUUUUCUGAAUAUGAAGAUGCUCUGGAAGAAAUCGACGAACAGGUUAAUACACCUUAUGCUCUUAAAGUAGAUGAUAUUGGGCCACAUGCGAAGGAAGCAAACGACUCAUGCUUAUCUCUGGACAGGCUUGCCUUGAACACUUGCAGUGAACAUACCGAUGGUACCAUAGCCUUUCAAGGUGAUGCAACAGAAGUGAAUGCGAGUACACAACUUGGAGAAAGAGCACCACCAGAAGGAAGGAACUUUGAGUCUGAUGUAACAGCUGAGAAUACAACACAAAAUGAUACAGAUGCUCAAAAUGAUGAAAUUCCUGUAAAAGAAGAGCUGACAAGCGAGACAGAAGAAUCUGACGAUUUCAGUGACGCAGAUGAAACAACGGAGUCAAAAUCUCUCGAAGAGACAUUGUAUCCUUUCCAACACGAACUUGCAGAGAAGGCAUUAGCAGGCGAAAACACUAUCAUAGUUGCUCCGACUGGAAGUGGAAAAACAUAGGUGGCAACACACAUUAUUGACAGACAUUUAAAUAUGCCAACUGAAGGAGGAAAGAAAAGAAAAGUUGUAUUCAUGGCUCGCAAUGGAAUACUUGUAGAGCAGCAAAAGAACUUCAUUUCCCAGCGAUUGCCUUAUGCGAA